CAGGGACUGGCUGUGCCGUAUCGCCGAUCCGGUCCUUGGAUCAAGUCCUAACUAUCACAGACAGGAUAAAAAGCUCAACCACACCCAUAGAACGCUCUUUCUCUCUCUCUCUCCAGAUCGCUCACGACAUCCUCUACGUCUCACUCACGCACCAGCCCAACAUGCGGUCCACUCUUGUCACCGGCCUCAUCGCCGGCCUACUCUCCCAACAAGCCGCCGCCCACGCCACCUUCCAAGCCCUUUGGGUCGAUGGUGCCGAUUAUGGCUCGCAAUGCGCUCGCGUCCCUCCUUCCAACUCCCCCGUCACCGAUGUGACUAGCAAUGCCAUGAGGUGUAACACGGGAACUUCGCCCGUUGCGAAGAAGUGCCCUGUCAAGGCGGGAAGUACGGUCACUGUUGAGAUGCACCAGCAAGCAAAUGACCGCUCCUGUUCCUCUGAAGCCAUCGGUGGCGCUCACUACGGUCCCGUCCUCGUGUAUAUGUCCAAGGUCUCCGACGCCGCCUCCGCCGACGGUUCCUCUGGCUGGUUCAAGAUCUUUGAGGACACCUGGGCCAAGAAGCCCUCCAGCUCCUCGGGCGACGAUGAUUUCUGGGGCGUCAAAGACCUCAACUCGUGCUGCGGCAAGAUGCAGGUCAAGAUCCCCUCGGACAUCCCCGCGGGUGACUAUCUCCUCCGUGCCGAGGUUAUCGCGCUCCAUACCGCCGCAAGCGCGGGAGGUGCCCAGUUGUACAUGACCUGCUACCAGAUCUCCGUUACCGGUGGUGGCUCCGCUACCCCGGCGACUGUCAGCUUUCCUGGUGCCUACAAGAGCUCCGACCCUGGUAUCCUCGUUGACAUCCACAGUGCCAUGAGCACCUACGUCGCCCCCGGACCGGCUGUGUACUCGGGUGGAAGCUCCAAGAAGGCCGGAAGCGGCUGCGUGGGCUGCGAGUCUACUUGCAAGGUUGGCUCCGGCCCGACUGGAACUGCUUCUGCCGUCCCUGUUGCGAGCACGUCGGCGGCUGCUGGUGGUGGAGGCGGUGGUGGGAGCGGUGGCUGCAGCGUUGCAAAGUAUCAGCAGUGUGGUGGAACCGGCUAUACCGGGUGCACAUCCUGCGCUUCCGGAUCCACCUGCAGCGCUGUCUCACCUCCUUAUUACUCCCAGUGUGUCUAAACACCGCCCUCAAUUACCGACACGAUGGGUAUCCCUUGGCAAGUUCUGACGAACGAACGACAAACGGGAUGUCGAAGUUUAUCGCUUCGCAACAAACAUAUUUCGCUGUACAUACUUAAAUUAUCCGGGUUUGGGUCUUGGUCUUUAUAUGACCGCGGCUGAAGUUGAACA
Neurospora crassa OR74A is the source of this 1325-nucleotide messenger RNA. RefSeq names its product endoglucanase II (gene gh61-5). Lineage: Eukaryota; Fungi; Ascomycota; Sordariomycetes; Sordariales; Sordariaceae. Gene Ontology annotation, molecular function: cellulose binding. Gene Ontology annotation, biological process: carbohydrate metabolic process. The coding region runs from base 162 to 1154 and encodes 330 amino acids. The record is from RefSeq and is a predicted model, not a curated record. Gene Ontology annotation, cellular component: extracellular region. The transcript has 3 exons.